Messenger RNA from Rhodotorula graminis WP1, 708 nucleotides. RefSeq lists its product as uncharacterized. Gene Ontology annotation, molecular function: nucleic acid binding. The record is from RefSeq and is a predicted model, not a curated record. The annotation marks the transcript as partial. NCBI's taxonomy places the organism in Eukaryota, Fungi, Basidiomycota, Microbotryomycetes, Sporidiobolales, Sporidiobolaceae. The transcript has 6 exons.
GGCUACGGCUUCAUCAUCGACGACCUGCACGACGAGCUCCAGGCAGACGUGUUCGCCCACUACACCGGCAUCGACCUGCAGCAGGGGUUCCGCUGCCUCGCCAAGGACGAGCGAGUCGAGUACAUCCUGACGACGCACUCGAAGGGAGGGUACCAGGCGCUCUGCAUCACGGGCGAGCACGGUGCCGCGCUCAAGGGCCUCUCUGACCCGCACAACGCCGCCAUCGUGCGCGAGAUGGCUGCCGAGACGAACGCCAAGCGCGCCUCGAUGCACCCGGGCGCCCAGGAGCUCCUCGCCAUCGCCGGCGUGCGCUCGAACGGCGACGGUGGCGCGGCGAGCGCCGUCAGGGUCAAAAUGUCGCUCGGCGGCGGCAGGAUCGGCAACGGCUACGCGCCCGUGCUCGACUGCCACACGGCGCACAUUGCGUGCAAGUUUGACACGCUCCUCGAGAAGAUCGACCGCCGCUCGGGCAAGUCGGUCGAGGACCUCCCCAAGUUCAUCAAGUCGGGCGACGCCGCGAUUGUCAAGAUGAUCCCGUCGAAGCCGAUGUGCGUCGAGUCGUUCGCCGAGUACCCGCAUCUCGGCCGUUUCGCCGUCCGCGACAUGCGCCAGACGGUUGCCGUCGGUGUCAUCAAGGCCGUCGAGAAGACGGACGGCAAGGGUGGCAAGGUCACCAAGGCGGCCGUCAAGGCUGGUGGCAAGAAGUAA